Phascolarctos cinereus (koala) is the source of this 4668-nucleotide messenger RNA. RefSeq names its product NDRG family member 4 (gene NDRG4). The record is from RefSeq and is a predicted model, not a curated record. NCBI's taxonomy places the organism in Eukaryota, Metazoa, Chordata, Mammalia, Diprotodontia, Phascolarctidae.
GGUGCGGGGGUUGGUUUCCUGGGCUGCAGCUGAGGUUGCUUAGUCUUCAACCCCACCCCCCCCCUAGUUCACCCCAUUUACGGGGCCAGGUUACAGCCGCCUUUUGUGGGUUCGCAUUCUUGCGAUUGGCGGAUUCUUUUUGGAAAGCCCACGAGGCGGCUACUUAUCUGCAUUGACUAGUCAGGCAGCCAGCUUCACUCUCUUCUCGCUCGCUCGCGGCGCUCCCGGUUGUACCUGCCGCCUCGCCUCGGGCUGGGCAUCGCUGGGCAUCUCUGGGCACUUCUGCUCGCUCCCUCCUUCCUCUCUGCCUGGCUGCCCGAGGCGUCUCUCCCUCUCUGUCUUCCGAGACUCCGCUGGCUUUCCUCUGUAGCUUUGCUCCUGACGCUUUUGGGCACCUGUUGUGGGCAGGGAAAGCAAAGAUGAAGGUCCUGGGACAUAAGAUAGAGUUGUUAACAGGGCUGCUGCUCCAGGAGGUGACCAUGGCUGGGCUCCAUGAGCUACGAUUCACUGAAGAGAAGCCGCUGCUCAGAGGGCAAGACACUGAGCUGGAGAACUCUGAUGCCUUCCUCUCAGCUGUGGACACGGACUGGAAGGUAGGGCCAUCCAGAGGGGGGCAUUUCUUGACAUCUCUCACAUCCCGGCUUGCCGAGGAACAUGACAUAGAGACCCCAUAUGGCCUUCUCCAUGUGGUGAUCCGGGGCUCUCCUAAGGGAAACCGCCCUGCCAUCCUCACCUACCAUGAUGUGGGGCUCAAUCACAAGCUCUGCUUCAGCACUUUCUUCAACUUUGAAGACAUGCAGGAGAUCACCAAGCACUUUGUGGUGUGCCACGUGGAUGCCCCCGGGCAGCAGGCGGGGGCAUCACAGUUCCCUCAGGGGUAUCAGUUUCCCUCAAUGGAGCAGCUUGCUGCAAUGGUCCCCAGCGUGAUCCAGCACUUUGGGUUCAAGUACGUGAUUGGCAUUGGGGUUGGAGCCGGAGCCUACGUGCUGGCCAAGUUUGCCCUGAUCUUCCCUGACCUCGUGGAGGGCCUGGUGCUCAUGAACAUUGACCCCAAUGGCAAAGGAUGGAUUGACUGGGCAGCCACCAAGCUCUCAGGCCUGACAAGCACUUUACCUGACACAGUUCUUUCUCACCUGUUCAGCCAGGAGGAGCUGGUGAACAACACGGAGUUGGUGCAAAGCUACCGUCAGCAGAUCAGCAAUACGGUGAAUCAGUUCAACCUUCAGCUCUUCUGGAACAUGUACAACAGCCGCAGGGAUCUGGACAUAAACCGGCCUGGGACAGUCCCCAACGCCAAGACCCUUCGCUGCCCAGUGAUGCUCGUGGUUGGGGACAACGCUCCUGCAGAGGAUGGGGUGGUCGAGUGUAACUCCAAGCUGGACCCAACCAAUACCACCUUCCUGAAGAUGGCCGACUCUGGUGGACUUCCCCAGGUCACACAGCCCGGGAAACUGACUGAAGCCUUUAAGUACUUCCUUCAAGGCAUGGGUUACAUUGCAUACUUGAAGGACCGAAGGCUGAGUGGAGGCGCAGUGCCAUCAGCCAGCAUGACCCGUCUGGCCCGGUCCCGUACUGCCUCCCUCACCAGUGCCAGCUCAGUAGAUGGCUCCCGCCCCCGGGCCUGCACCCACUCGGAGAGCAGCGAGGCCCUGGGCCAGAUCAACCAUACCAUGGAGGUGUCCUGCUGAGGCCCCUGUUGCCUCCCUGGAGAUGCCUCACUCUUCUCCCAUCGUCAACGAAUCACCACCCGGCUGCCGUCCCUGUUGCCUGCCCACACUUCCUUGGUUUUAUUUGGGGGGAGGGGGAAGAGGGGUUUACUUCUUUGGUUUUGUUUUGUUUUGUUUUUUUAAAAAAAGGGAAAAAAAGAGCAAAGAUAACUAUUCCAAGAAGGAGGAGAACCACCCUAAGAAGCCACAGCCCACCAGUCUCCAAAGUGUUCAGGGAGUUGAGUGACCCCAUUUGUCAUCACCUCCCAGGUCAGGAACCUUUCCUUCCUCCCCGAUGCUUCAGCUGCAGGCAUUUGGGGGCCUCCCUGGGGAAAGCUGGGCCCAUUCCUUGGGUGGAGACUGGUCCACCUUAGGACUUUGCCCCUUCACCCAGCCCACAGAUGUUCCCCCAGGCUGAGGAAGUCACGCACAAGAUUGGACCUUCAGUCCUGCCUAACGGUGCCCUCCCAUAUCUGCUUGGGCCUUUGGAUCCAGGAGCCUGGGGAAACAUCCCCUGGCACAGUUUGCUGAGCUGUGUUAAGAUCCGUUUCCCUAGCCUGGUUCUGGUCGCACAUCAGUAAAACUUUUCACAAAGGGUCUGUAGAAGUGGGAGAAAGCUCAGCAAAGUCACUUCCUUUUGCCCUGCUGUUUCCUCUUUCCCCACCCCCAAUCUUGGACCUUCUCUCAAACUGGAAGUGAGAUUGUUGAACUAUCAGCCCACCCCGGGGCAGCAUUUGGGUCUCCACAGUACUGAGUAGAAAAGAGGAAAUCUCGUCCUAGUUGGGAAAAGCACCGGCCCAAAGAGCCUGGAAUGAUUCGGCAGCAGAGGAGUGUUCUAAGAGGAGAUAGGCGAUCCACCGCCCAAAGCCAUCAGCAGAGAGCCCAGGAGCCUUUAUGUCCCUUCCAUGUACUUCGAGAUACAUAGAUAGAUAGAUGUUUAAGUCUCAUUGCGUAUGUGACAAUCAGCGAUAACAGCCCAGAGUUUGAAUUGCGCCUCAACACCCUCUUUCCGCCUAAGGGCGCCAUUGCAAGGAUGGCCCGGGGCCCUAUCCCAAGAGGCUGCUGGGCCCCUGUGGACUCGGGGCCUGUGCUAGCAUGCCAGUAGUUUUUGACUUGGAUAGUCAAGUCCCAUUCCCUGGACAGAUGGGCCCCAGGAUAGGAGGUGGAAGUUUCAUUUCUGCCCCAAAAGUGGCUUGGGAUCAGUAGACCUGGGGCACCUAAUCAGAUAAGAAAGUCUUUAGAGGCCUGGCUUGUCUGUGGGAAGGGUGCCAAGAGCUUCAGGCCUGGUGGGAGUGCUUCCAAUGCUUGGGAGGAGGAGGAGGAAGAGGAAGUGAGCUGGAGUCAGCCCGACCUGCUGAGACCAGCCAGAUCCUCUGGCUGAGGGGCUUGCUCUCGCCUGAGUCUUCUGUCUCCUGCCUUCCCUUUCCCCUAGUUUUCUUUUGGGCUAGGUUGGUGCUGCUGCACUAAUUACUCCUCAUGUCUGAUUCCCCUUGGUUCUGGUAGAAGGAUGCAGCUCGCUCCCACGUGAGCUCCUUUGCUGAAAUGGGCAUGAGGUGUUAUGUAGAGGGCUGGUAAUGUCAGAGAACAGUAAGCGCUGAAAAGAUUAUUCUUUUGCCCAGGUCAUACCAUGAUUAGGGAGGGUCCUGAGGGAAGGAUUCCCUGUGAACAGCCUUUCACUUCCUGCCUAAUGAUCAGUCUCGGGCCAGGUGUCCCCUAAGGGACGUGCAGUCUUCGCUGAGUAGCGCACCACUCUCUUCAUGAUCUGGACGGCUCUUCUUCCCUAUGCCAUCCAGAGAUCGAGAAGGCACUGACCAGGAUUCCAUGGGGGUGGAGGAUGGGGUCAGUGUGCGGUAAAGAGACCCUGCUCGUCUUACACCAAGUAGAUCACCCUAAAGUUUGUCCUCACAGAGAGGCAUCAGGAAGGACAUGCUUUCUGCACAAGAUGAGUGAUUUUUCUCAAUACCCCUUCAUCCUAUGUCUGGCUAGAGAUAGAACCAUGAUGUCUGUCUACAGCUGGCCCAAGCUCCUGAGGUCAUGACCCCACAUCUUAUCCCAAACUCCCAGGGUUGGUCCAGGUGGAUGGCUUGUGUCAUGGAAACAGGAACUACAAAGGAGUGGUUUCUGAGCAGAAUAAGGAAGGGGAGAGAUAGAGCCUGGUCGUGGGCAGAUCCUUUCCCAGCUCUUGAAGCUGGUAGUCUGAGGCCUGCCUUAGCAGGAGGGAAGCAGAAAGGGGAGCUAAACACUUAAGCUCGUUUUACCGGAAGCCUAAGGAAAUGACACUGAAGAUCCCACAGGCCACUAAUGGUGAGAAGGGACGGGAGACGGUAGUAAAAAACGAGAGGGCCUUGGACCCUGGGUCUCUCCCCUGGUUCUAGGAGAGCCAGGGUUUGUGUGCAUCAGAAAGCACACACCCAGUUCCACUUUACACACAAUCUGGUUUAAAUAACGUUAAGCCAUCUUCAUAACCACCCUAGAAACUGCAAAUAUGCUACUGUGUUCCCAGCUCCCUUCUCCCGCGUGCUUCCUUUGAACAUUAAAUGUGAAUGUUUGAAAAGCUGGUAGAAAUAAUCCUUUUUACUGUAGCUAGUGCUGCAAUUUUCCUUGGGUUCUUGGUGCGUUCUUUAAGACGAGAUAUCUAUAAAUAUCUAUACAUAUUAUAUAUAUAUAUAUAUAUAUAUAUAUACAUAGGGUCUCUCUGUGUGGCUUUCUGUUGGAGGUGGUCUGAUUAUAUGUUAGUUUGCUCUCCCCCCCCUUUGGUUGAGGUAAAAUUUAAUGGACUUCCUACUUCUCUGUACAAGGUGAAAAACCUAUUUUUGUGCAUUAUGGUGGCUGAUGCUAAUAUCUGCAUCGAUGCCAUGAGACUCUGAGAUGACCACAAAUGUAAAAUGAAUACAAACCCUUGUUGUAGAAAGAAUUAACUGUGUUGAAAAACUAAUAAACUAAGAGUGUCAGUGUGGUUGUG